Lodderomyces parapsilosis is the source of this 3399-nucleotide messenger RNA. RefSeq lists its product as uncharacterized. The record is from RefSeq and is a predicted model, not a curated record. Gene Ontology annotation, molecular function: protein binding. Lineage: Eukaryota; Fungi; Ascomycota; Pichiomycetes; Serinales; Debaryomycetaceae. The transcript has a single exon. The coding region runs from base 1 to 3399 and encodes 1132 amino acids.
AUGUAUGUGUUGACGGAAACAUCAAAUAGCUCAAGGGCGAUUAACUUGUCACUUGUUGUCAACAUAAAUGGUCAUAGAUUGUUAUUACUUGCUCAGGGAGCCACUGUAAAGGUCUAUCUUUAUGAGGGAACAUCACUGGCGUACAUAACCACAUUGAAGCUAGAGAAUAAGCUACGGUCUUGGGCGAAGUUUGUAAAAAACUCCAAAACCUACGUGAUACUCAUUAAUUGUGAGUAUGAAGUCAAGCUUAUGGAAUUGGGUGAUUUUUCAUCCAAUAUGAAGCAUCUUGAUAUACUCAUUACUCACGUGGUCAAACUCUCCACCAAGGGCCAACGUGUAUCUCCGAAUCUUGAUGCUCCAAUUAUCAUCCCUGUGCGUGAGGAGGAUCCAGAGUACAUACUUUUUCACAUCUUCUAUUCGAAUAUCCAAAUAUUUACUGUUGGUGACUUGUUUUCAACUUCUAAGAAAGAGAUUUUACCCGAUACGCGCAACAUUGGGCAGAUUGAUGCUAAACAAAUUGUGAAUCUAACAACUCAUGAUCCGAGUCAAAGGAAAACCGAAGGUAAUCACAAUAACUUGGAAUCAUACAGGCUAGCUGUGCUUUACAACGAUAUAACUUCAACAUCCUACGUCAGGUAUUUGGACUUUUCUGAAAGAACGCCGACCUUUGAAGUUUGUCGACAACUACCUCCGUUUGAGGAAGAACCAUGCUUAAUACAACCUUGUAUUCAGGAACCCGGGGGAUUAAUUGUGUAUACAAGCUCCAGCAUGUUCUACUUUCCACCCCAACAAUUCAAACACGUAUCAGCAAGGCAGACAAAGAAUGUGUUUAUAUCAACAAAAUCACAAGAUCCAUAUUUUGCAGUGACAUUGGAUAAGCCUGGUAGAGGAAAGAAUAGGCCAGUCUAUAAAUGUUUUGAACCAAUUGAUUUACAAAGGACACUUCUAACAGCAACGUGCGGUCAAACGUUUCUACUUUAUAUGGAUCUCGAAGUCUCAACAGGGAGCAGUGUUGUAGUCAACCAAGUUAGCUUCAUUGACCUCAAUUAUACAACGAUACCAAUAUUUAAUGGACUACAUCAUAUUCAAGGGAAUCAUUUCUUUCAAGCCUCCAAGACGUCAAAACUGAUUCUCUUUGAAAUAUUGCCCAUGAGACCCAAUAUCAACAUUCUCGACUCUAUAGAUGGAAACCCUCCAGUUCUCGAUUUGAAAGAAGCCAACGAUGAAGGGUUAUUUGCAUGUCAAGGAGGAUGGGACGGCAGUCAAUUGAGAAAGUACACAUCCCCGCGUGGCAGGUAUGAAGAGAUUAAACUGGUAAAAGUGUUUGAUGGACGUUUCAAGUUUGUCGGUCAAUCUGAAGAUAAAUUCAUAGUAGGAGCUGUGUCGGAAGGAGAUGCGAAUAUGAAGAUAAAAGCCGUGGAGAAAGGUUUGCUAUCAAUCACAGUGGGAAACAAUCUUGCAGAAAACGUUUUGGAGGUCUCAAAGAGCGAAAAGCACGAUGUGAUUUUAACACAAAGAAAAUUAAUAGUGAAUGGUGAGACAACAUUUGACGGGAAUGUUGAGUUUGGCGUGAUCCAGGCCAAUGAUGGAGUUGUGGUGAUUGCAACCAGUGAUAAUGUACUUUAUGUUCAUGAUAUCCUGCAGGUGUCGAACGGGAUGGUUUGUAAGAUUGACCGAUAUCACGACAAUGGAGAUGAAAUUUCAAGUGUCGAUAUGUUUAGAUCCAGAGAUACGUCUUGGAUGAUUUGCUCGUUUUUAUCUGGAAAGUACGAUGUCUGGGAGAUAAACGCAGAACAACAAAAACUCGUCUACCUGGCGUCCUCUGACAGUGCUAUUUUUUCAUCUUGUAUAUUUGUGCAAGGGCAAUCAAAAUCAGAAGAAUCCAAUUCUGUGCACUUGUUUUUCCUGCACACAAAUGGUGACGUUUGCCAGGUAAAAUUGAAAAAGGUGGAUAAUGUUUUGACAUUAGAUGGAUCUAGUACCGCGAAUGUAUGUGAUUUACCAUAUGUCUGGAGAAGACAUGGCAAUAGGAUUCUAGGCUUCAACUCCAAGGGCUUGAUAGUACCAAAGAGACUGCGAGAAUUGGAUCAGUAUGGAUUUGCCAAGAUCGACAAGCCAAACGUAAUUGAUAUUCGCUUUGACAACAACAUGAAAACCAAUUCUUCCCAGAGGACGAGUAGUGCAAUUGUUUGUCUCGAAGAUGGAUCAAUUGAGAAAUGGGAGAUAGAAAUUGGAGAAUUGGCCCAGUUGAAUGAUUUCUCCUCAUUCUAUUCAAAUAAGCUAUUCGUCAAGUGCUUACCAAUACCAGGUACAAAAUACGUUGUUGUUGUUGCGUACGACAACUCUAUUUCCCUUGGUGAAAUAAAGACCGAAUUGUUACUCGUUGAUGCUUCAACACUUGAAUUAUACGAUGUUUUCAAAUUCCACGAUGAUACAGAGGUUGUUGACUUAAGUGGAAUGACUAAGGAGCAGUUUGCACCUUUGAAAUUGGAUCCAUUUGUGGGAUUUAUAUGUCUAUCGGCAGGUGGCAAGCUUCCAAUCACAUUUUUCAAAAUAAUUCGUGAUAAACUCAAACUUUUUGAAAGGUCAACUAUUUCUGGCGUGAAAAUGAUUGAUGAGGUAAAAUUUGGAAGCAUCACAUACUAUCCAGGCUCUAAUUGGGGGAACUACUCGAUCACUGGGACAAUCAAUUUUUUUUGCAACCUUUGCCCUAAAAAGGGGGCUCGGUUGGAUGCAAUUGAUGAAAGCAUAGAAUCCGCAUCUUCGUUUGGGUUGGCUCUGACUAUUACCAGUUCCAGAUACAUGAUUGCAGAUGUGCUUACUGGUGUUUGGCAAUUUGAGAAAAAAUUCCUGGAGCCGUACAGGGCAAAUGUUAUACCGAACACCGCAGACAGGUACUUGACAUGUAUGUCGCAUACAAGUGGACGCGGAGUGGCUGACUAUUAUGUUGUGGGAUACUCAUCUGGUACUGUUGCCAUAUUCAAUCCAGCUAGCUACUCCGUUCAAAGAGAGAUGGUAAGAUUUGUUAUUGAAGGAGACCAAAUCAAUGCUAUAACAGGCUCAAAUGGAGAUGAAGAUGAUGUUUCACGGACGGCUAGAAUUGGGACUCUCAGUGGAGGCAUAUUCACCUUGAACAGGAUUAUUGACAAGAGUUGGGAACAAGUAAUUCGCAACUGCGAAAAGGAGUUGAAACUUUACGCACGUGAGAAGGGUAUUUCCACUGUUAAGGUUAUAGAACUGAGUGGUACCGAUUCACUUCCGUACCAUCGUAUAGGUGUCAUUGAUGGCAAUGUUCUCUUUCAAUUUUUAGGGGAUGAGAAUAUUGAAGAUGACAAAUUUCGUGCUUUAGUUGCGAACAAAAGAACGCUACAAAGAAUAUACUCUAGAUGUUGUGCUUAG